Yamadazyma jaroonii is the source of this 2730-nucleotide messenger RNA. NCBI's taxonomy places the organism in Eukaryota, Fungi, Ascomycota, Pichiomycetes, Serinales, Debaryomycetaceae. The record is from the annotation of a GenBank genome assembly.
AUGGAUUUGAUCGAUGAUAUUGAAGAUAUAGCCAAUAUCCAUAGACUUCAACCUACACAGAGGAUCAUGGAUAGUUCUUCUGAGUCUCAAUCGGAUAUGGAGGAUUUUUCCGACGUCGAACAACCACAAAUGGCUAAUAAAGUAGAUGAAUUGAGAAAGAAGCUUUCAGCCAUUCAAAAGAGAUUUGAAGGUGAUGAAGAACCUUCCCAGCCUUCAGAACCUGUCACAUCAAAGUUACCACAAUUAAAUAUCGAUUUGUCAGAAAUCCAGACGCUUCAAAGUACACAAAAUGGUGAUACUCAAGUAAUUCAACAAACACAAACCAUCACUCAAACUGUCCUUCCAACUAUGGCAGAAACCCAGGAAUUGGACUCUGACCAAGAUGUUGAUGAUAGGAAGAAAGCUAUCAUUCUCCAGAGAUUGAAAGACCGUCAAUUGGCCAAAGAAUUGGAAAAAGAACAAUUACAGGCAGAUAUCUCUAAUGUCACAUUAACUGAUGAAGAAGCUGAUGAAGUUGAAAUCUCCAAUAAAACACAAACCAAAGAUUUGAAAGAAAUUCAAAAAUUCAUGGACUUGCAAAAGAAAGAACAGAUUUUCCAAAGACCCAAGACCAAGAAGAAUUUUAAAUUUUCAACUUCAAAGUUCUUAGAUGAUUUUGAUGAUGAAGUCCCUCCACCAGUAGAAUCUGCUGAAGAAGAGAAAAUUGAAUCAUCUCCUCAUACAUCACCAAUUCAGAAUCCAAUUGAAUUGUAUAAGUCGAACUUACAAAGUGUCAUUGAAUUGGAAGAUGACUUGUUACCUGAUUUAAGUAAAGAUCAACUUUUAUCCAUCAGGAAGAAAUAUGUCAAACCUAUUAAACCUACCAAGAACACCACCAAACAGCUUUUCCUGAAACUUUUCUCUCUUAAUGUUGAACAAUUGAAUAAUACCAUUGUUAAGGAUAUAAAACAUAUUGAAGAAGAGGAGAAUGAAGAGAUCAUGGGAUCGUUAUUGGAAAGAGAGAUUGAAAGAGUACAAAGAAUCAGAAAGAAUGAAAAGAUGAAGAUGAAAGCUGAAGCCAAAGGACAAGCUGAUGAAGAUAGUGAAGAAGUCCCUGAUUCUGAAGUCCCUGAUUCUGAAGUCCCUGAUUCGGAUAUUGAUUCCGAUAUUCCUAAUUCUGGAGAUGAGUCUGAUGAACAAGAAGAACUCGAUGAAGAUGAUUUCAAGACCCGUAGAAAGGCUAGAAUUAUUGAUAGUGAAGAUGAAGCUGCUAGUGAAAAUGAAGCAGAAUACAGUGGUUCCGUAACAGAAAUAACUGAAGAUAAAGAUAUGGAAGAUUCUUUCAAUAAAUCUUUAUUGUUCAGUAACUUAGAACCAUUCAAUCCUAGUCAGAAUAAGUCCAUCAAGUCAGCUACUCAAGAUACCCAACCAGCAAGAGCUGAGUCCAUUACCUUUGAUACUCAAUUGAUCGAUAAUGUGGAAAAUGAUAUCGAUGAUACAGUUAUAGAUGGUGAUACUCAAAUCAUCGGUACCCAACCAUCAGCUACACAAACCAACACCCAAAUCAUCAAUGAUACACAAAAGAUAACUCAAACCAUCAACGAUACACAGAAGAUAACUCAAACCUUUAACGACACUCAACAGAUUACUCAAACCACCAACGACACCCAGAAGAUCACACAAGAUGACGAAAUCACACCAGAACUCGUGUCUCAAGCCAAAAUGGCCAUUGCUUCCAAUCUUACUCAAAUCGAAGAAGAAGAUGAAGAUGAUGAAGGAGAUAUUCAACAACAAAUCAAACUUUAUGAAGAGAAAAUCCGUCGUAAAGAAUUGAAACUGUUACAAAAGCGUAAAGAAAUGGAGAAAAAAGGGUAUAAGUCCAUCAUUGAAGGAGAAGCCGAAGAAAGUGAAGAUGAAUGGGCAGGUUUAGGAGGUGAAGAUUUUGAAGGUGAAGAUGUGGCUAACUCUGAAGAUGAAAAAAUGAUCGAUAAUAACUUCAAACUUGAUUUAAAUGAUGAAGAAAUCAGACAAAAGUUCAUGGAUCAAUACAAAAUCAAAGAUAAGAAAGAGUUAGAGAAAUUAUUGGAUGAUAUUAAAAAUCAUAAGUUAAUCAAGAAAGCUUCAGGGUUAACUAUUGAAUUAAGUGAUGAAGAAGAUGAGUUGUUAGUGGCUUAUAGAAGACAAAAAUUAGCCGAACAAAGGAAGAAACUUGCUGAAAAUGCUAAAAUGAUGAAGAAAUUAAAAUCUGAAAAAUCAAAAGCGUUCUUUCAAAGUUUAGAUGAAGAAAAAUUGAUUUCUAUUGAUGAAGAAGAAGUUCAAGAAGAAGAUAACACCAUAAAAGAAGAAUUCAUUCGAUCCAAAUUAUCUUUCUUGAAUAAUUCAAUCGAUGAUUAUGAUAUGGAACAGAAUAAAGAGAAUAAUAAAUAUGAUUCUGAUUCUGAUGAUAAUUAUCAAUCAUUGAAAAUGAAAUCUUUCACAAACUUAAAGAGAAAAUAUGAUGAUGUAGAGAUUGAAACUGAUGAAGAUGAAGUUCAUUCUGAUGAUGAUCUUUUACCUAGCAGAAAACCUUCAGUGGUGAAAUCAUUCCGUUCAUCAACCACCUCGUCAUUUUCCGGAGUGACGAUAUCUAAACAGUAUAAAGUAGCUAGUGGAUCUAAAGCUUCUAUUACGUAUAUUUCCAAGAAGAAGAAGACUAAAAUUAAUAUUAAGGGGAGUAAACUUAUGAAUGCAAAUAAAAAUGAGUUUAGUUGA